AUGGGAUCCAUCACGACUUCUGACAAAUUGACCGAUUUUGGGCAUCCGAUGCUCAAACAUUUUCUACUCGAUCCAAAUUAUAAAAAUUUGAACCACGGAUCAUAUGGAACUUUCCCCGCGGUUGUCCGGGAUGAGGCCCGGAAAUUCCAAGACGAGCUUGAGGCCAAACCAGACUUGUUCUUCCGUUACCUGCAGGCGAAAUACGUCGAUGUGGCCAGAAAGGAGCUGGCAAAGGUGCUCAACGCCCCCAUGAACGAGAUCGUUUUCACCAAAAAUGCUACGACGGGAGUGAAUAUCGUCCUUCGAAACCUGCAAUAUGCACCAGGUGACGUUAUCGUCUACUUUGAUACCGUAUACGCUGCGUGUGAGAAGACCAUCGCAUGGUUGAUGGAAUCCACACCCGUCCAAGCGCGCAAGGUCCCAUAUUCGUUCCCAACCACCCACGAGGAGAUCAUGAAACGCUUUGCCGAGGUAGUUAAACAGCUGAGGAGUGAAGGCUUGAAUGUUCGCGUGGCUCUUUUUGAUACUAUCGUUAGUAAUCCUGGCGUUCGAUUCCCAUUCGAGGAACUUGUGGCGGAGUGCCGGAAAGAGGGUAUUUUGAGCUGCGUGGAUGGGGCACAUGGAGUCGGCCAUAUUCCUCUUGAUUUGGGAAAGUUGGAUGCGGAUUUUUUCGUGAGCAAUUGCCACAAAUGGCUCUACGUACCCCGCGGUUGUGCAGUAUUCCAUGUCCCUAUACGCAACCAACACUUGAUUCGCACAACGCUUCCCACCUCACACGGCUUUGUCCCUAAGAACCUGGACGUAUCUCUUCCAAUCCCAAAGCAAAAAGGCAAGUCUGACUUCGAGUUCCAAUUUGAAUUUGUUGCCACAAACGAUGAUUCGCCAUACAACUGCAUCCCAGCCGCUCUUAAAUUUCGUAAAGAAGUCUGUGGUGGCGAGGAAAGGAUCAUGUCAUAUUGCCAGCAAUUAGCACAUGAGGGCGGCAAUAUCGUGGCCGAAAUACUCGGCACAGACGUGAUGAGCGAGCCUGGCGUGGACCCUAAGGUGAUAGGAGCAAGUAAGAUCCGGCAAUGUGCCUUCGCCAAUGUUCGUUUACCUCUUGCGGUUGAUGAUGGUAGUGGCAGACAUGUUGAGAAGGAUUCGCAGUAUCCUGUUAUCAAGGGCAGAGAUGCAAUGGUCGUUGCGAAAUGGAUACUCGAGAAGUUUUUGUGUGAAUAUGACGCUGCUGCUCCGAUUUUCCCACAUGGCGGUGGGCCGGGAAUGCUUUGA
Messenger RNA from Histoplasma mississippiense, 1269 nucleotides. RefSeq lists its product with no specific name. The record is from RefSeq and is a predicted model, not a curated record. Lineage: Eukaryota; Fungi; Ascomycota; Eurotiomycetes; Onygenales; Ajellomycetaceae. Bases 1 to 1269 code for a protein of 422 amino acids. The transcript has 4 exons.